Messenger RNA from Penicillium concentricum, 1686 nucleotides. RefSeq names its product MDR family MFS transporter. Lineage: Eukaryota; Fungi; Ascomycota; Eurotiomycetes; Eurotiales; Aspergillaceae. The annotation marks the transcript as partial. Gene Ontology annotation, molecular function: transmembrane transporter activity. The transcript is spliced from 3 exons. The record is from RefSeq and is a predicted model, not a curated record. Gene Ontology annotation, biological process: transmembrane transport.
AGCAUUGCCCUACCCUGGGCCUCAAGUUUCAAUCAUCAACCUGCACAGUGUUUAAAUGACAUUUUGUGUUCUCUAACAAUGUCUGAAACAAGUGGAAACGAGAAAGUCGACAGUGAGCCUAUCUUGUCAGGCGAGACCUCUACCAAAGAUGAAUAUCCCACAGGGUUGACCCUAUGGCUCCUUGUUGGGUCGGUCAUGAUGGCAGUCUUUUUGAUCGCUCUAGACCAGACCAUCGUCGGCACUGCCAUUCCAAAAAUCACUGAUGAAUUCCAUGGGCUUUCAGAGGUCUCUUGGUAUGGAUCAGCAUACUUUAUGUGUCUUGGCGGUUUCCAAUCCUCCUGGGGCAAAGCAUACAAAUAUUUCCCCUUGAAGUCAACCUUCCUCCUGACCCUCUUCCUAUUCGAACUUGGAAGUCUCAUCUGUGGUGUCGCACCAAACUCCAAUGCUCUAAUCGUUGGCCGAGCCAUCUCCGGCGUCGGCGGCGCUGGAAUCGCGACCGGGGGAACUACUAUUAUUGCCUUUUGUGCUGAACCGAGAAAACGACCGACUCUCAUGGGACUAAUUGGAAUCACCUAUGCUGUCGCUGCCGUAGCGGGUCCACUUCUUGGUGGUGUUUUUUCGGACAAAGUAACCUGGCGCUGGUGUUUCUAUAUCAAUCUUCCAAUCGGAGGUGUGGUCGCGGUCAUCAUCUUGUUCUUUUUCCACCUUCCAAGUGCUGUCAAGAUUCAGAAAGCUACUUGGAAGGAGAAGUUCUUACAGAUCGAUCCAGUGGGCAUUGUCCUUGCAAUGGCCUGCAUUAUUUGCUUCAUCCUCGCGUUGCAGUACGCGGGAACUACGUACGCCUGGAGAAGCAGCGAGGUGAUAGGCCUCCUUGUUGGCUUUGUCGCAAUUGCCUUGACUAUGGUUGUCUGGGAAUCCUACCAGGGUGAAUACGCAAUGCUAGUGCCGAGACUACUGAAGCAGCGCGCUCUCUGGGCCGCGUCGCUCUACCAGUUCUUCUUCGCUGGCUCGUUUUUUUUGCUUCUUUACUAUCUCCCUCAAUACUUCCAGAGUGUCAAGGGAGCCGAUCCCAUUCAAUCCGGUGUGGAUAAUCUACCCAUGGUAAUUGCUAUCGGGAUUUUCGUUCUCGCUGGUGGCAUCGCUGUCACUAUCACUGGUCGUCCAACGCCAUUUAUGGCUCUAGGCGCGGCCGUUGCGACAGUCGCGAGCGGUCUCUUCUACUCAAUGAAUACCCAUACCUCUAUCGGAAAGUGGAUUGGAUACCAAAUUCUCGCAGGAGCAGCCAUCGCGUUUCCCUAUCAGAACUGCCUCAAUAUUGCUCACGCAAAGGUCGAUGCUGAAGACAUCUCCACCGUCACUGCAAUUCUUUAUUUCUUCCAAACACUUGGGGGUGCAUUUAGCAUCUCAGCUGCCCAAUCGGCAUUUGUCAACAGGCUCAUCGCUACUUUGCCCUUGACUGCCCCUGGAGUCGAUCCGCUGGCCGUUUACGCUACAGGUUCCACAGAGCUUCGAACUGUGUUCCCUGCGGAAGAAAUCCCGGGUAUCAUACUUGCGUAUAUGCAAGGUAUCAAGGCCGCGUUCGCUGUUUCCAUCGCAAUGUUUGGAACUGCUUUCGUACUGAGCUUGAUUCUUCCCUGGAAGAAGAUCCACAGCGACGGAAAGGAGAAUAUUGUUACCAUGGCUUAA